Messenger RNA from Arachis duranensis, 1653 nucleotides. RefSeq lists its product as uncharacterized. NCBI's taxonomy places the organism in Eukaryota, Viridiplantae, Streptophyta, Magnoliopsida, Fabales, Fabaceae. The transcript has a single exon. The coding region runs from base 1 to 1653 and encodes 550 amino acids. The record is from RefSeq and is a predicted model, not a curated record.
AUGGCUGAUGUUCCUCCCCCAACCUCAUCCAAGCUCCUACGGAUGGUGACCGAGCUUCAGCAAGCAAAUCAACGGAUGGCGGAGGAAAAUCAAAGAAUGCAGGAUCAAAUCGCGCAACUAGUCAAUGCUCGGCUGGAGCAUAACAAUGAUCACCAUAAUCAAGAAGAAAAUCGUGAGCGCCAAUCGAUACCGACCCAUGUCUCCGAAACACCUCAACAGGAGGAGGAAGGAGCCCAUGGAACCGAGGAGGCCCAACCAAACGCUGAGGACGAAGAGCGCGACAACUCUACUGGCCCAUUUACGGCCGACAUCAUGAAUUUUCAACUCCCGAGACAGUUCACCUUGCCAACAACUUUAACCCCUUAUGAUGGGAUGGGAGACCCGAAGCAGCAUAUUAAAAAAUUCCGAUCUAUUAUGAUCGUUAACGGUGCAUCCGACCCUAUUUUAUGUCGUUGUUUUCCCUCUUUUUUAGAUGGUCCUGCACUUGACUGGUUUUGCUCUUUGCCUGCAGAUUCGAUAUCGCGUUUCCAAGAACUAGCCAAGCAGUUUGAGGAUCACUUUGCAGCAUCCACAAUAUAUUUGCAUGAUUCUGACUACCUGAUGACCAUCAAGCAAGGCCCACAAGAAAGCCUGAAAGAUUAUAUUACUCGUUUUACGAAGAUCGCCAUGAGAAUCCCCGACCUUCAUCCUGAAGUCCACCUCCAUGCCAUUAAAAGCGGUCUUCGUCCGGGCAAAUUCCAAGAAACAAUUGCUGUGAGUAAACCGAGAACCCUGGCAGAGUUUCGCGAAAAAGCCAAGGGGCAGAUAGAUGUUGAAGAGCUCUGGCAGGCCCGCAAAGCAGAAAAAUCAACCGCCGUCAAGGAUGAUGAUAAGCCCCGGGACAGUAAGAAAUCAUUUAUGCCAGAUCCCCGAUAUGAAUCAUACACCCAAUUCAACGCAAAGAGAGACGACAUUAUCAAAGAAAUACUCAACUCCAAAUUAAUCAAACCUCCUCGUAAGGCCGGUGCUUACCCGGAAUCCAAGACUGUCGAUAAAUCCAAAUAUUGUACUUUUCAUCAGAAACACGGACACACAACUGAUGAAUGUGUGAUCGCUAAAGACCUCCUGGAAUGCUUAGCGAGACAAGGUCAUCUCGACAAGUUUAUCACAGGACGUAUGCAGAAGAAUGUAACCUCGGCUUCUGACCUUGCAGCGGCAAGCCCCUCAUCAAAAGAAAAAGACAAGGCACCAUCCCAGCCUAGAGGAAUUAUCAAUUGUAUUUCAGGAGGAUAUGCGGGAGGAGGACAUACAAGCUCGGCCCGAAAAAGAACUUACAGGGCCAUGUUGGCCGUUACAGAUGCUCCUAAAGUUCCUCACCCGGUUCAGGACUUCCCAGAAAUGAUUUUCGGUUCAGUCGACUUUCAUCACACCGACCCUAAUUAUGAUGAUCCAGUGGUGAUUUCUAUUCAGUUGGGAGACUUAAUAGUCCGCAAAGUACUUCUCGAUCCCGGAAGCAAUGCCGACGUUUUAUUCUUCACUACAUUCGAAAAAAUGAAACUAAGUAACAAAAUUCUGCAACCGUACCAUGGAGACUUGGUCGGAUUUUCAGGGGAACGAGUCCCUGUUCUGGGUUUCAUGUGGUUACAAACCACACUCGUUCCCUGUGCAGGAUAA